UUUUCUGUCGCUUUGUUAACCUUCCUGUAUUCGUAUCUGUUGUUCAUUGAUUAAGUGUCGUACUCUGAGUAUUCAGGAUGAACCGGAAUGUAACCAGAUUGUACAGAAGAGCCCAGCGGACAUGCGCCAGAUGUCGUAAUCACGGUCUCAAUAUCCUUGUGAGGGGCCACAAAAGAUACUGCAAAUACCGACACUGCGUCUGCGACAAAUGCUAUCAAACUGCGCAAAGACAAAAGUUGAUGGCUGCGCAGACAGCCCAGCGGCGCGCAGAGGAGGAGGAUCGACGCAGGUCUAGAGUUGAAGUCGAGGCGUUGAGUUGCGGCAACGUCAAGCGACUUUACAGACCGUACGAGUUGAACUCUGACAAAGACAAGCCACAAGACGCACCUCACAAAGAGGCCAGCAAGCACAUGAUGGAAAGUAUCGCUCUUUUGCAAGGUAUGUGCAACCUGCCCCCCACUGCGGCACCUCUUCUGCACCUCAUACUGACUAGAGUAUCGUCCAACCCCAUCACGGUGUACAGGCUCUUCCUUAAAACGAAGGAGGAUCUGGAACUGCAGAGGUUGGAUGAUAGCGACCUCACACUUCCUCAGGGGGACACUAAGGUGCCUAAACACACUACAUCACUAUAUCACCCUCUCAGUGUGCAUUGCAACGCUUGCCUCACAGCUUCAUUGUGUCAGUCCAUCUACCCCUACAACUUUGACAUCACCUCUACUGUCAAGGCGAAGAGCGAUGAAUCCGUGAAAAACUGGCCUCCGUCGGACUCUUGA
This is a messenger RNA of Macrosteles quadrilineatus (aster leafhopper), 773 nucleotides long. RefSeq names its product doublesex- and mab-3-related transcription factor 1Y-like. The record is from RefSeq and is a predicted model, not a curated record. Gene Ontology annotation, biological process: sex differentiation; regulation of transcription by RNA polymerase II. The coding region runs from base 78 to 773 and encodes 231 amino acids. The transcript has 4 exons. Gene Ontology annotation, cellular component: nucleus. Lineage: Eukaryota; Metazoa; Arthropoda; Insecta; Hemiptera; Cicadellidae. Gene Ontology annotation, molecular function: RNA polymerase II cis-regulatory region sequence-specific DNA binding; DNA-binding transcription factor activity, RNA polymerase II-specific.